CUUCAAGUUACCCACCAUGGUGAAGAGCAGGAGAAGCAGGGAGCCCCUGAAGCACCUCGCCGACUUCUUCCUGGCAGCGGAGAAGGACACGCGUCAGACCUCACGCUCCUCCAGCUGCAGCAGCUCCCCCUCGGCAUCUAUAGAGGAGAGAGAAGAUAGGAGGAAUACAAAACAACUAUCAAAAGCUGAAAAGACUCCAGGCAGAGACACAACCAGAACUGGUUUUAAAAACACCAAACCUGCAAGAUCGAUACAGAGAGCAAAAAGCUUCAAUAUAACUCAGCAGGAGAUACUGCAAGAAGAAAAAGAUGCAGCUUUCUCAGAUACCUCAAAAACUAGAAGUCCAGCCAAGCAAAAACCAAGGAUGGACAACAAUCAAACCCCUUCAUAUGAGGUAGGCGCGUCCACUUCUCUAUCACCCCACACCAUGGGAGUAUUUGCCCAGAUACCCACUUCUAAUGACAUCAUCACAGUAAAUUUGAUGAAAGAAAUGCUGAUGGCUUUAAAGUGCUCCAUCAAAGCUGACAUAGCACAAAUGUGCAACGCUAUUUCCACAAACCUAGAUGAGUUGGGAGAGAGAGUAAAUCCCAUUGAAAACAAAAUGGUGGAAUACGCAAAUGCACACAAUACCCUAGUAGACGCACAUAACUCCCAAGAAGACGACAUCACAGCCAUUAAAGCAAAACUAGCAGACCUAGAAGACAGCACUAGGGGAAACAAUGUCAAAUUUAGGGGGAUCCCUGAGACAGUGUCCCCAGGAGAAUUUUCUAAAUAUCUACAAAAAAUUAUGCAGGCCCUGCUACCAGAAGCUUCACCUCUCGACCUCACUGUGGAUAGAGCACACAGACUUCCAAAACCCAAAACAUCCCAGAAAACAAGCCGAGAGACGUCCUUGCCCGUAUUCACUUCUACCAUAUCAAAGAAGAAAUCAUGUCUGCGGCGAAAAACUCCAAUCUCUACCCGAUCCAUACAGGCACGUUAUUCUAUUCACCGACCUUUCACAAGCAACUAUACUGGAAAGGAAAAAAUUCCAUCCAAUAACCUCAUGCCUGAGAGAAAAUAA
Molecule: messenger RNA, 1063 nt
Organism: Bufo bufo (common toad)
Lineage: Eukaryota; Metazoa; Chordata; Amphibia; Anura; Bufonidae
Exons: 2
Coding region: 17-1063 (348 amino acids)
Source: RefSeq, a predicted model, not a curated record